AUCACUCUCCACAACGCUGACGACGACGACGGCGACGACAAGCAGACGACAGCCAUGGGUACGAUAGAGUACUCCUCUGCCGCAAUUUCUACACUUUACAGGCUUCUUGCGUACUGCUAUCUUCGUGUCGCUCCUAUACGACCUCUGAAGCUUGUCAUCCCCUCUCUAUACAUCGCAUAUAUCACAUCACUCUUCUUCGUCUCGACUCCACCACCGAGGGUGCCAGAGAAAAACGAGAUCAAAGAGAAGACAGAGAAUGGCGAAAGUGCUCAGGAAUCACAACCUGAAGUAGCCGCACAGGGCGACUCCAAUUUGGCUUUGCUGUUCUCUCUUCCUUCAAGCACUUCUUUGAAGGUCAAGACUUUUGUCAUCAACACUCUCAUAGCGCUUGCCUCCCUCGAAUUCACCCUCUUCCCCUAUUUCGAUGCUGCUACCGACGUUGUGUUCUCUCGUGUUGGUGCUGUCUACCCGGAUGCUGCCAAGAUCAUAGUUCGUUACCCCGCCGCAAACGCUACAGAAAACGCCGUUCAACUUCUGUGGCGUAAAGCACCAACUGGAACCGACGCCACAUCUGCUGCCGAGGCCUGGAUAGACGGUCCCAUCCUGGAACUGAACCCAUCACACGACUGGGCCAACACGACGAAGCUUGCUGGUCUUUGGCCCAAUACUGAAUAUGAAUAUGUUCUCACAGACUUAAACAAGACCACGCUCGAUUAUCCCGCCACCCCUCUCCGAUUCCGUACCUUCCCCGACCCCCGUCUUCCGGGUGGCUCUCGUUUCCGUUUCGUCGUCUCAUCUUGCACUACGCCCAACUUCCCUUACACUCCCUUCGGCGGUCGCCGUAUCAAGGGCUGGGAACUCAUGGCCGACUACCUCGCUGAACAAGACAAGUCUCUGUCUCCACCUCCCGCCUCAAAAUCCGAGGCCGCUGAUCCAGUUCCCAUUCCGGAACCCGAGACUACGACCGAAGAGGCUACGGAGACCGAGUCAGUCGAAGCUGCCGAGACGCCAUCCGUAAAUGACACAGAGGCGGCACCACAUGUAGCGGUCGCUUCUGAGCCUGCAACUGUAUCAGAGACCGAUGCAGUAGGGAAGUCGCGUGUUGAGUUUGGUCUGUUCUUGGGAGACUUCAUCUAUGCGGACGUGCCAAUGUAUUUUGGUGACGAUUCGGAAUCAUAUCGCAGGCUGUAUAGGAGGAAUUAUCAGAGCACUGGAUUCAGGAAAGUCUAUGAGAGGCUACCAAUCUUCCACACUUACGAUGAUCAUGAGAUAUAUAACAACUACGCUGGUCAAGCCAACGACUCGAACCCUCCCUUCCCCGGGGCCUCAAAUGCUUUCGAAAUCUACAACGCCGAGCCCAACUUUGAGCCCAUCGAAGAGGGUCAAUACUACUACGACUUCCGCUACGGUGACGCCGCCUUCUUCGUCAUGGACACCCGUCGCUACCGCUCCGACGUUGCAACAGAACCCAUCUCCUCGCGCACCAUGCUCGGCGACAAACAGCUCACCGCUCUAUACGACUGGCUCGGCCGUGUCAACAGCACCGCAACAUUCAAAUUCGUCGUCAGCUCUGUCCCCUUCACCGAUCUCUGGACACACGAAGCCCUCGUCGACUGCUGGGUCGCUUUUGCGUCUGAGAAGGCCGCUCUUCUCGAUGCGUUCCAUUCUGUGCCGAAUGUCAUUGUGCUCUCGGGCGAUAGGCACGAGUUUGCCGCGAUUGAGUUCAACAGUCCGAAGCAGGACGGACACAAUGUGUUGGAGUUCUCAACGAGCCCGUUGAGCAUGUUCGACGUGCCGAUUUUCAGGACAUUGAUGAACCAGACGGAGGCGACGGUACAGAGAAAGAGGAUCGAGGUCAAAGAGACGGAGGAAGGGACAGACGUUGUAGAGGUUGUCACUGAGAUCCCCCAAGAGAGGACUUUGAAGUACUUGCCGCGCGGGAACUACAAAUGGUCCGCAAUCGAAAUCGACACAACCGACUCUGAAAAGCCUACGCUCAAUCUCGAAGUCACUAUUGACGGAAAGACCGCCUACUUGCUCACUGUCGUUGGCAAGCCCGUCAAGCUGAAGUCCACGACUGCCAUCGGUGCCUUCGUGCCAGACGGCAUCAAGAACUUCCUACUCGACACAGUCGGUUUCGCCCCCAGCCGAUGGUUCUGAUCAAGCGUGCUUCAUGCCCCCUGACUGAAACCCGCCGACGCUCGGUUCAACUACUGUGUACCAUGUGCACAUGUACGAUACUCAUCUACAUUCUGGAUGCGAGAGUGACUUCGCUUCUAAUGCGAUACUUGUACACCGACGAUAUCGAUCCCAACUUGCUUUAGAGGGCACUACCGAAACCUUUGCUCUACGUACGGAUACCGGACUGAUUAUUUGCUUAAAAUGGAUUGAGAUUGUUCGAGUCACAAGCAGUGCAAUGGUGGGGGUGCUCAGGCUGAAUCCAAUAUUUACUUAUUCCCCACCAUCCGAGUCUCUAUCAUGGUCACCCGUAGUUUCACUAGUACUAGUGCUGGAGAACCGCUGUUGUACCUUUGCGUAAUGCUCCAUCUCUGAUUGAC
This is a messenger RNA of Stereum hirsutum FP-91666 SS1, 2558 nucleotides long. RefSeq lists its product as uncharacterized. The coding region runs from base 55 to 2160 and encodes 701 amino acids. The record is from RefSeq and is a predicted model, not a curated record. NCBI's taxonomy places the organism in Eukaryota, Fungi, Basidiomycota, Agaricomycetes, Russulales, Stereaceae. The transcript is spliced from 8 exons.